CAACUUUUAGGAGUGCGGUUGCUGAAAUUCGAAUUAGAAAAUUCUAAUAAAAAAAAAGAGACACCAUUACAAUGAAAAACUCAACUGUGCAAGACAGUUCACCGCAAGUGCCACAGAAUGGCAUGGUCACCUAUGGCAGCGGGCUCGUCUUUGGCGGGAAAGUUUAUCCGGUAUUGGUGGACGGAAAGCCAAUACAGCCACCCUUAGGUGCUCAUCAGGCAGCAAUGCAACAGCGCAUGCAGAUGCAGCAGGUACAGCCACAGGCGCCACAUACCAACUGCCCCAAGUCCAUUGUCCAACAACCUAUAUAUCAACGAAUGGAGACCCGGUAUCCUGCGCCCUCAUACAUGUCCAAGCCAAGCCAACAGAGCUCUGUGAGUUGUCCUGGCCCAGUCAUGGUGCAGCAGCACUCGCCGUCUAACAAUCUCGCGAUGAUGCAACCGUUGCAGGCGCAGAUUUUACAGCGCCAGCAAAUGCAAACCUCCAUGGGCAGUCCUUGCGGCUACUACAACCUGCCAACGAAUGCGGGUGGUGAUUCCUGCGGCUGGGACGGCUAUGCCAUGAUGCAGCCAAUGGAUGCCAACAAGCCGUAUACCUUUGGCUGGAGUCUUACCGAUUGAGUCCUUUAUCCUCUGUAACAUUGUCCAAAACAAUUAAUGAAAUUAAAUGUGGAUUGAUUU
Drosophila melanogaster (fruit fly) is the source of this 680-nucleotide messenger RNA. RefSeq lists its product as uncharacterized. Bases 72 to 620 code for a protein of 182 amino acids. NCBI's taxonomy places the organism in Eukaryota, Metazoa, Arthropoda, Insecta, Diptera, Drosophilidae. The record is from RefSeq and is marked reviewed. The transcript has a single exon.